AUGGACACACAGAAUAUUUGCCAAGAAGUUUUGACUGAGCUAAAUAUUGCGAGAACUCGGCCUCAUGCUUAUGCAGACAAAAUAUCAUCUCUUUUGCCUCGUUUCAGAGGUAAAGAAUUGCAUAUGCCUGGACAGCCCGUCUUGCUUACUAAAGAAGGUCCAUCUGCAGUGCAAGAAUGUAUAAACGCAUUACGGAGCGCAGAGCCUUUAGAAAUGCUAACAUGGUCAAAUGGACUAGCCAGAGCAGCUCAAGACCAUUGUAAUGAUCAAGGCCUAAAAGGCAAGAUGGGUCAUAACGGAUCUGAUGGAUCAUCUCCUGCAGAUCGUGCCAAAAGAUAUGGCUCUGGAAACUAUAUAGGCGGAGAAAACAUAGACUAUGGCAGCAAUGUGGCCACAGAAAUUGUUUCUAGUUUACUUAUUGAUGAUGGGGUCAGCAAUAGAGGACAUCGAGAAAAUAUUUUAAAUUCACGUUACAAUUUUGCAGGAGUAGGACUCGGGCCCCAUAAAGUUUAUCGGUUUAUGUGUACAAUUGAUUUUGCAGGGACUUAUACAGAAUCAGAAAAUGGACAAAAUAAUAGUAUUCAAAGUGGAAAUAAUUUAAGAAAUAGUCCUCAACAGAAUAGAAAUAAUUCGCCUAAAUCUCAGGAUGCUAAGAUUCAACAACCGAAAGCGCAGUUGCCUAGGGCUGGGAAAGUACAAGUCAGCCCUACAAAUGCGAGGGUGAAACAAACAAGUCCAGGCCCUCAGCCAGCUUCAAAGCAGCCAAUCAAUUCAAAUAUAAACCGCCCAUCUCAUAUAGCUCCACCAAAACCUCAGCCAAAGCCUACAGUUUCUUCAAAUCCAAAGCCUGCAAUUCCUACUAAAACUCCUCCACAGAAGCCUACACUUUCACCAGAAUCUUUAUCAUCUCUCCAGCACGCUGUUCUUGAAGAAUUAAACCAGGUCCGUACAAAUCCUAGAGGUUAUGCAAGCCAUGUCACUGAAAUUUUGAAAUAUUACCAUGGAAAUAUGUUCCAAAAACCAGGCGAAAUCACAAUAGUAACCCAAGAAGGUCCAGCAGCAGUCCGAGAAUGUGUCCAAGUACUAGGAUCCACUUCCCCAAUAUGCCCUUUUCAGUUCUCAGAAGGACUAUCAAAGGCUGCUCAGGACCAUUGCAAUGAUACAGGCCCAAAAGGCAAAACUGGCCAUAGUGGAACAGAUGGCUCCUCUAUGGGAAGUAGAAUAGAGAGAUAUGGAAAUUGGAAUACGUGUAUAGGAGAAAAUAUAGACUAUGGAAAUAGCACGGCAAGAGAAAUAAUUUUAGCAUUACUUAUAGAUGAUGGAGUUAGCUCAAGAGGACACAGAACAAAUAUAUUAAAUCCUAACUAUAGAAUAGUAGGGAUUGGGUAUGGUCCUCAUGCACAUUAUCACCAUAUGUGUACAAUUGAUUUUGCAGGAGGAUUUACUGAUUCUUCAAAUCAUAAUAGUCAUGAAGAGCCAUAUCCGAGAAAUCCUUUAGAACCUAAAGAAGAAAAUAAAUGAUCAUCAGAGCCUCCAGAAGAGGACAAAAAUACGUAUUCUACAAAUCCAUCUGAUUUAUAUCAGGAUGAAUCUACUAACUCCCCUCUGUGAGCGAAAAAAUAAAUUUAUUGGUUAAUUUUUUAUUAUUUAUAUAGCAAAAUUGUAUUUUGCGAAAUUUAAAUAAAUUCAUUAUAGCAAAAUUUGAGAAGUAAAAUUCAAUUAAUUUUGCAAAAUUUGUGAUUUAAAAUGCAAGAUGCUCUAAAUUUAGCAGAAUUAGCCAGAGAUACUUUAUAAUAAUUAUUACUUAUAUAUCCAAAUUUAUAUUAAAAUAAUUUUUGUUUCCGAAAAAAUAUAGAUAUUUCCAAUGGUUUGUUUGCUUACUGCGGGGGGAGUAAAGAAUACUAUUCAAGAUGUCCUUCGUUCCCUGAUGAAAAUUUGGUUGAAAUUUCUGACCCUCAAAAACCAGGAUGCAAACUUCUCAGCAACAAUCCAACUGCUUAUUAUAUAAAUAAAAACAAUAUGAAAUCUAUGAUGGAAGAUAUGAUGAGUGAAGGAAUGCCUGAAGGAGCCGUUUCGAUGAAAACAACGAGAGAAAUGAGUACAAGAAAUGGGAAGGUUACAGUGAAAACUGUAAAAUUGUUUACUUUUCAAGAUGGAAGCACUAACUUUCUCCCAUGAGCGAAUAAAACCAAGGAAAAAUCCUUAUUUUUUGGCGAAGCAUUACCCUCAGUGAAUAAAAAUUUUUUAUAAAAAAUAUUUUUAUAUAUAAAAUGAUAAUUAAUAUAACGAAAUCUCAAGCUAAUUCUAUUAAAAAUUUAAACAGCAUGCAUUUCAAAACAAAAAUUUUUACAAAUUAAUUAAGUUUUUACAUUCCAAUUUUUGUGAAUUCGGCUGUUUUUAAAUUUCAAAAAAAAAAUCUGAUAAACCCCCUCCACACGAACAUAAAAGUUUUGUUCACUUAAGGAGGGGCAGAGUAAGCGUGUAGAAACAAUUACAGAAUCAAGCCAAAUGUAA
This is a messenger RNA of Blepharisma stoltei, 2514 nucleotides long. NCBI's taxonomy places the organism in Eukaryota, Ciliophora, Heterotrichea, Heterotrichida, Blepharismidae. The record is from the annotation of a GenBank genome assembly.